Molecule: messenger RNA, 1373 nt
Organism: Folsomia candida
Lineage: Eukaryota; Metazoa; Arthropoda; Collembola; Entomobryomorpha; Isotomidae
Exons: 9
Coding region: 78-1274 (398 amino acids)
Cellular component (GO): plasma membrane
Molecular function (GO): protein binding
Source: RefSeq, a predicted model, not a curated record
UCCAUGGGCUACUCCACUUUCUCACCUUCCUCCACCUUGAGCAAAAGAACCAACUUUCUCCACUUUGGAACAUUAAAAUGAGUUCCAGACUUUUCGUUCUUUUUUCCCUGAUUGCGUACGUCCAUUCGGCCGCUGUCAAUUACACAUUGGACGUAAACUCCGACAUUGACACCAACAUUUUACGCGUUCUUUGUCAAAAUUACCAACAACUCGAAAAUUUCACAUGUUCUGGAGUCCUUCCAGGAAUUCCUGUCGGCCAAAGGAGAAACACGACCGGAUUUUGGUCCACCUGUGACCAAGCUGAUGAGCAAACAGUUCAUGCAACCCCUUGCACCCUUGCCUACUAUAGAAAUCUAGACAGCUUUGUCGUCAAAUCAAUUGUGUUGGAUGCUUACCAUAAUGGGAACAAUUCUCUCAUUCGUGUCAGAACGAGCAAUCACAAUGAUGUCUUGUUUAAUGGAAGUGACUCGUGGGGUCGCCACGUAAUUGAUGCCUCAGUCUACCCUGAUAUUGAGUCUUUGGAUAAUAUCCUAAUCUUUGCUGAGACAACGAGUGGAUUCGUCGUUUUCGACAAAGUUUUCAUGGAAUUGGACUAUCCUGUAGCUCCAACGACAGCCCCACCCACCAAUGGAACUACCCAAGCCCCACCUACAAAUGGAACUACCCAAGCCCCACCUACAAACGGAACUACCCAAGCCCCACCAACAAACGGAACUACCCAAGCCCCACCAACAAACGGAACUACCCAAGCCCCACCAACAAAUGGUACUACCCAAGCCCCACCCACCAACGGAACUACCCAAGCCCCACCGACAAACAUGACCACAAUCAGACCCCCAUGCAACAAUAGUACCCAGUUCGCUUGUCGUAACGGGAAUUGCAUACCGUUGAACUUCAUAUGCGAUGGCUACAAUGAUUGCGGAGAUAACAGUGACGAAGAUACGGAUACGUGUGGGGUUCCUCCUAUAUGUCGCCCUGAUCAAUUCGAAUGUGCCAAUGGGAUUUGCAUCCCUGCAAAUUAUGUGUGCGACGGGGACAAUGACUGUGGGGAUUUCAGUGACGAGAGAAAUUGUCCUUGUCAAAUUCCCGGACAAAUUAAAUGUGCCGAUGGAACAUGUAUCAACCCAGAUUACUGGUGUGAUGGAAUCAUUGAUUGUCCCGAUUAUUCCGAUGAAACUUUCAACUGCACAAUGACCGCAAUCCGAGAGACCGGAACUAUUGUGCACUUUGAGCGAGUGCAUAAACUCUCCCCUGGAAAGGUCAAACUGUUUUAGAAGCAAGAUGAUUAGAUGCCAGGUUGUCAUAAUGGUCCGUUAUUUUUGACACAUUAUUAUUAAAAACUUUGCCAAUAAAUUAUAUAUUGAUUGAUUUAA